CUACCUACACAGGAGAAAAUGUCUGGCACCAAGCAGUUGUUUGAAUCUGACGAUGACGCGUACGACGAGUUUGAUUGUGAAAAUAAUGAUGAAGAAGAGAAUGAGGGAAUAGUGGUGAAGGAAGAAGAAGAUUCGGAAACGUAUUACGAUGUUUUAGAAAAUGGCCAUCAAUCAGCAGGCAAUGAAUCGGAAAUCAAAACUGAAGAACUGGAUGAAACGUCAAUUGAUAUGUACGACGAUGAGUUUCACUUUAUUAUGGAAAAAGAUUUUGCUGCUGCUGAAAAUGUCAAUGAAGUGAGUGGGAAUGAAGAAUCGGAGAAUGACUCUGAUGCCACUGAAAUUGAUGAUGAGGAUUAUGAAGCAGUCAGUUGUGAGUGGGCAGGGGAGUCUCGGCAUACUGAAGCAGCGGUCAAUGGAAGCUCAAGCAAUGUCUCCGUAGAGCGGCAGCCAAAUCGCCUUCAAAGAAAAACUAAAAAGCACAAGUGUCAACAGUGCGACAAAAGCUUUGAUCGUCUAUCUCAUCUCAAACUUCACCAAAGAGUGCACACUGGCGUUCGACCUUACAAGUGCACAGUGUGCUCUAAAUCAUUCGCACUGAUUGGUAAUCUCAAGACACACCAACGGGUGCACACUAACCUUCGACCGUACAAAUGCCCAACAUGCUCCAAAUCAUUCACCCAACUUGGGAAUCUAAAAACACAGCAAGUAGUGCACACUGACCUCCGACUGUACAAAUGCACAACAUGCUCCAAAGCAUUCACACAACUUGGUAAUCUCAAAACACAUCAAAGGGUGCACACUGACCUCCGACCGUACAAAUGUACAAUAUGCUCCAAAGCAUUUAAAAGUAAAAACGAACUCAAAAUACAUCAACGGGUGCACACUGGUGUCCGACCGUACAAAUGCACAACAUGUUCCAAAUCAUUCACAACAUUUAGUAAUCUCCAAGCACACCAAAAAGUUCACAGUGACUCUAGACCAUUUCUAUGCACUAUUUGUCAGCAAACGUUCAAACGGAAACAAGAUCUCCAAAAACAUCUUCAAGCCAAGCAUUCACAGUAA
This is a messenger RNA of Rhagoletis zephyria (snowberry fruit fly), 1062 nucleotides long. Lineage: Eukaryota; Metazoa; Arthropoda; Insecta; Diptera; Tephritidae. The record is from RefSeq and is a predicted model, not a curated record.